AACCAGAUGGGGUUAAGGUGCCCCCUCAGAUGGGGUGGUCUGAAGAAGCCAAGGAUGUGGGGGGGUGGCAGGCACCCUUUAGGUGGAGGCUAUCUGUUUUUUUGGUAGAAAUGAAGGGGUGGGUCUAUGGUACAUCACCUGAGUUGUGGGGUAAAUGUAGAGAGUGUCAAUCAAAGGCAGAGCUCAGAGCUGGGAAGGAGCUCUAGAUGGCGGCUGUGCCUUAGAGAGAGCGCGCUGAGCUCCGUGCCUUCCCAACACUUUACGCAACUUUCCCUAACUUUCGGGCAGCCUCAGGGGGCCCCCACAGCCCCUUGCCUGUCCUAGGCACCGAUCGGGAGGCAAUUGAGGCUUUUUCGGGCAGAAAAGCAGUUUUUGAGGGCUCUCUUUUCGUGCCUUGCUGGAAAGAAGAAGCCGUGGAGAGAGCCCAGGUCGUUGUUUUUCCAGCUCUAGAAGCCAUGGCGUACCUCCAUUUUUGUGCGCUCUCCUAAUGAGCUUUUCCCCGGGACAUUUUUUCUACUAAUUAUCGCUGUUUUUGCUUUAACAGCAGUAUAUUUUUGGAAAUUAGGCUCUAUUUAUUUUUUAUUCUCUAAAACUAUACAGUUGGCGUUUAACCUCUUAAUAUUUUGGAUCUAAUGUUUUUCCACUACCCGAAACUAAUAUCGGCUUGGUCCUGGCGGUGGUGCGUGAAUCAGUAAAUACCUGGGCACAGGACAUCAAAGCAAACACAGAUACCCUACACCCCCCUUAGUAUUUAAGAAUUAAAAGAUGAUGAGAAAUGAGGACAAAAGCCAAGGAGAGGAGGGUUCCGUACACAGCAAUGCAUCGAGUCACUCAGCAUCCGAAGAGGCCUCUGGCUCUGACUCUGCAAGCCAAUCUGAAAGUGAGCAGGGGAGCGAACAAGGCAGUGAGCAUGGCAGUGAGUCAAACAGCAGCUCCGAGUCCUCUGAAAGCCAGUCUGAAUCUGGAAGUGAGUCAACAGGUUCGAAAUCCCAGCAGAUUCCACCUGAAACCAAAGAAAAACCAGCCAGCAAGAAGGAAAGGAUAGCAGAUGUAAAAAAGAUGUGGGAAGAGUAUCCUGAUGUUUAUGGGGUUAGGAGAUCAAACCGAAGCAGACAAGAACCAUCGCGAUUUAAUAUAAAAGAAGAGGCAAGUAGUGAAUCUGAAAAUGAGAGCCCAAAACGAAGAGGCCAGAAGCAAAUGAGAAAACCAGGUAAAUGGAAAAGGCAGACUUCUGGGGAAGAAGAGGAUGGUGGAGAGGAACAAGGCACCAGUGCUGACAGUGAACCAGAACAGAAGAAAGUUAAAGCCAGGAGACCAGUCUUGAGAAGAGCAGUGGUCAAAGCCAGUGUUAAAAAGCCCCACAAGCCCCAGCGUGGUAAGAGGAGAAAGAAACAAGACUCAUCUGAAGAUGAUGAUGAUGAUGAAGAUGAUGAGACUCCCAAAAGGCAAACCCGGCGCAGAGCAGCCAAAAAUGUCAGUUACAAAGAAGAUGAUGAUUUUGAGACUGAUUCUGAUGACCUGAUCGAGAUGACCGGGGAAGGGGUUGAUGAACAGCAGGACAACAGCGAGACCAUUGAGAAAGUCCUGGAUGGCAGGGUUGGAAAGAAAGGAGCCACUGGUGCGUCUACCACUGUGUAUGAGACUGAAGCCAACGGCAAUCCCAGCGCUGACUUCGACCCUGAAAAGGAUGAGGGAGAGGUUCAAUACUUGAUCAAGUGGAAGAGCUGGUCUUAUAUUCACAGCACAUGGGAGAGCGAAGAGUCUCUGCAGCAGCAAAAGGUGAAAGGCCUGAAAAAACUAGAGAACUUCAAGAAAAAAGAGGAUGAAAUCAAACAAUGGCUAGGCAAGGUAUCUCCUGAAGAUGUGGAAUACUUCAAUUGCCAACAGGAGCUUGCUUCUGAGUUGAACAAACAGUUUCAGAUAGUGGUCCAGGCUGAGAUUGAUGCUGUGAAGACCAACAAGUCUUCAAUGGGACAUUCUGACUUCCCAGCUCACAGUCGGAAAUUGUCCUCUAAUGAGCCCGAAUAUCUGUGCAAGUGGAUGGGACUGCCGUAUGCAGACUGCAGCUGGGAAGACGAAGCUCUGAUUAGCAAGAAGUUUCAACAUUGCAUUGACAGCUUCAACAAUCGCAACAACUCCAAAACCAUUCCCACGCGGGACUGCAAGGUAUUGAAGCAGAGACCCAGGUUUGUGGCUUUGAAGAAACAACCUUCUUACAUUGGUGGUGAGAACCUGGAACUCCGUGAUUACCAGCUGGAGGGGCUUAACUGGCUUGCUCACUCAUGGUGCAAGAACAACAGCGUGAUCUUGGCUGAUGAAAUGGGCUUGGGGAAGACUAUCCAGACAAUAUCAUUCCUCUCCUAUCUCUUCUAUCAACAUCAGCUGUACGGCCCCUUUCUGAUAGUGGUGCCCUUGUCUACUCUGACUUCGUGGCAGAGAGAGUUUGAAAUCUGGGCACCAGAGAUUAAUGUGGUCGUUUACAUCGGGGACAUGAUGAGCAGAAACACGAUCCGUGAAUAUGAGUGGAUCCAUUCUCAGACGAAAAGGCUGAAGUUCAAUGCACUUAUUACAACAUAUGAGAUCCUCCUCAAAGACAAGACUGUUCUGGGCAGCAUUAAUUGGGCCUUUUUGGGUGUGGACGAAGCCCAUAGGUUGAAGAAUGAUGACUCUUUGCUGUAUAAAACGCUGACUGAUUUCAAGUCCAACCACAGACUACUGAUCACUGGGACCCCACUUCAGAAUUCUCUCAAAGAGCUCUGGUCACUGCUGCACUUUAUCAUGCCAGAGAAGUUUGAAUUCUGGGAAGAUUUUGAAGAGGAUCAUGGGAAAGGGAGAGAGAAUGGCUACCAGAGCCUUCACAAAGUCCUGGAGCCUUUCCUUCUGCGGAGGGUGAAGAAGGAUGUGGAGAAAUCCCUCCCGGCCAAGGUGGAACAGAUUCUCCGGGUGGAAAUGUCUGCCCUGCAGAAGCAGUAUUAUAAGUGGAUUUUGACAAGAAACUACAAGGCUCUCUCGAAGGGGACCAGAGGAAGCACGUCUGGCUUCCUUAACAUUGUGAUGGAGCUGAAAAAGUGCUGCAACCAUUGUUAUCUCAUUAAACCUCCGGAAGAAAAUGAAAGGGAGACUGGCGCGGAGAUGCUGAUGUCUCUAAUCAGGAGCAGUGGAAAGCUAAUUCUCUUGGACAAGCUGCUGACCAGGCUGCGGGAGAGGGGUAACCGAGUCCUGAUCUUCUCCCAGAUGGUGAGAAUGCUGGACAUCCUGGCGGAAUACUUGGCUAUCAAGCACUAUCCUUUCCAGCGCUUGGACGGCUCGAUCAAAGGGGAGAUCCGAAAGCAAGCACUGGAUCACUUCAACGCUGAUGGCUCUGAGGACUUCUGUUUCCUGUUGUCGACACGAGCUGGCGGACUGGGGAUUAACCUGGCUUCUGCAGACACGGUGGUUAUCUUUGACUCGGACUGGAACCCCCAGAAUGACUUGCAGGCUCAGGCUCGGGCUCACAGAAUUGGACAGAAGAAGCAGGUGAACAUUUAUCGCUUAGUCACAAAGGGGACAGUGGAAGAAGAGAUCAUUGAGAGGGCCAAGAAAAAGAUGGUGUUGGAUCAUCUGGUGAUCCAGCGUAUGGACACCACAGGCCGUACUGUGCUGGAUAACAACUCUGGGAGAUCCAACUCAAAUCCUUUCAACAAAGAGGAGCUGACAGCAAUUCUGAAGUUUGGCGCUGAGGAUCUGUUCAAGGAGAUUGAAGGGGAAGAAGCUGAACCUCAGGAAAUGGAUAUCGAUGAGAUUUUACGCCUGGCUGAAACCCGGGAGAACGAAGUGUCCUCGAGCGCUACAGAUGAGCUGCUGUCGCAAUUCAAGGUGGCCAAUUUUGCAACCAUGGAGGAAGAAGAGACUGAGCUGGAAGAGAGGUCUCAGAGGGACUGGGAUGAUAUUAUUCCAGAAGAGCAAAGAAAGAAAGUGGAGGAAGAGGAACGACAGAAGGAAUUGGAGGAAAUCUAUAUGCUGCCCAGGAUCCGCAGCUCCACGAAAAAGGCUCAGGCAAAUGACAGCGAUUCGGAUGCAGAAUCAAAGAGAAGGAUCCAGAGGUCGUCUGGGUCGGAGAGCGAGACGGACGAUACUGACGACGAUAAAAGGCCGAAGCGCAGGGGGCGUCCACGGAGCGUCAGGAAAGACACGGUGGAAGGAUUCACUGAUGCUGAAAUCAGGAGGUUUAUCAAGGCUUAUAAGAAGUUUGGGCUUCCACUCGAACGGCUGGAGUGCAUUGCUCGCGAUGCUGAGCUGGUGGACAAGUCCAUAGCGGAUCUGAAGCGUCUAGGGGAACUUAUUCACAACAGCUGUGUGUCGGCAAUGCAGGAAUACGAGGAGCAGCUGAAAGAAAACCCAGGAGACGGAAAGGGACCUGGGAAAAGGAGGGGUCCGACCCUGAAGAUCUCUGGUGUCCAAGUCAACGUGAAAUCCAUCAUCCAGCACGAAGAGGAGUUCGAAAUGCUGCACAAAUCCAUUCCCACGGACCCAGAGGAGAAGAGGAAGUACUGCCUGACUUGCCGGGUCAAAGCUGCUCAUUUCGAUGUAGACUGGGGAGUGGAGGAGGAUUCUCGUUUAUUGCUGGGCAUUUAUGAGCAUGGCUAUGGAAACUGGGAGCUAAUUAAAUCAGAUCCAGAACUGAAGCUAACUGAUAAGAUCCUACCUGUUGAGACAGAUAAGAAACCGCAGGGGAAGCAGCUCCAGACUCGUGUUGAUUAUCUACUGAAAUUGCUGAAGAAAGAGCUGGAGAAGAAGGAAAAUGUGAAUGAUGGGGAAGAGGCCAAACUGAAGAAGAGGAAACCACGUGUGAAGAAAGAGAACAAAGCUCCCAAAGUCAAAGAUGAGCAUGGAAAUGAACUGUCCUCUCCUCGGCACUCAGACAACCCGUCGGAAGAGGGAGAAGUCAAGGAGGAUGGCUUGGAAAAAAGCCCGGUGAAAAAGAAACAGAAGAAGAAAGAAAACAAAGAGAACAAGGAAAAACAGUCAACCACAAAGAAGGAAAAAGAAGGCGAUAAAGAGAAAAAGAAAAAGGAAAAGAAAGAGAAGCCCAAAAGUGAGACCAAGUCUGGCAGCAAAGGGAAGCGAUCUCAAGGUCCUGUCCACAUUACAGCUGGGAGCGAGCCCAUCCCCAUUGGGGAAGACGAGGAUGAUGACCUGGACCAGGAAACGUUCAGCAUAUGCAAAGAGAGGAUGAGGCCAGUGAAAAAGGCGCUGAAGCAACUUGACAAGCCAGAUAAGGGACUGACAGUGCAAGAACAGCUGGAGCACACUCGUAACUGCCUCCUGAAAAUUGGAGAUCGCAUCUCAGAGUGCCUUAAAGCCUACUCUGACCAGGAGCACAUCAAGCUGUGGAGAAGGAACCUGUGGAUAUUUGUGUCCAAGUUCACAGAAUUUGAUGCCAGAAAAUUGCACAAACUCUACAAAAUGGCUCACAAAAAAAGAUCCCAGGAAGAGGAGGAGCAGAAAAAGAAGGAGGACAUGGCUGGCAGCAAAAGGCCAUUCCGCCUAGAGCCUUCUGGCUCCAGCCGGGAUUCCCUCAUGUCUCAGUCUCACCUGCCUCCCAACCCCCAUUCUCAGAAACUCCACCUGCCCCCCUCUCACCCUCAGCAGAUGCAUGGGCACCCGCGGGACAACUACAACCACCCUAACAAGAGGCACUUCAGUAAUGCAGAUCGAGGAGACUGGCAGAGAGAUCGGAAAUUUAACUAUGGGGGCAACAGCGCCCAGGUGUGGGGUGGAGAACGGCAUCACCAGUAUGAGCAGCACUGGUACAAGGAUCACCACUAUGGGGAGCGUCGGUCUCGUGGCGACCCCCACCGAAGCUCCGGGAACUACCGACCAAAUAACCUCUCCCGCAAGAGGCCGUAUGAGCAGUACAACAGUGACCGAGACCACAGGGGACACAGAGAUUAUUACGACAGACACCAUCACGAUUCCAAGCGGCGAAGAUCCGAUGAGUUCAGGCCCCAGAAUUACCACCAGCAGGAUUUCAGACGAAUGUCUGAUCACAGACCACCUAUGGGAUACCACGGUCAGGGACCUUCAGACCAUUACCGGUCCUUCCAUACAGACAAAUUGGGGGAUUACAAACAGCCGCUUCCCCCUCCUCAUUCCCAAGUCUCGGACCCUCGCUCGCCCCCGUCUCAAAAAUCCCCUCAUGAUUCCAAGUCACCCCUGGAUCACAGGUCGCCCCUGGAUAGGUCGUUAGAACAGAAAAACAAUCCAGAUUAUAACUGGAACAUUCGGAAAACAUAAAGUGGCUGGGACAGGAGAGGAGGGAGAAUGCAUCUGAAAUACUUGGGCUGAUGCAACAGCGGCUGCUUUUCCAACCCAGUAACCGGAGACUCUGAACAUUCUGAACAUGCUGCUAUCGUCUUGCUGGGUGAAGGAGGAUUUGGGGGAGUGGGCAGGGCUCUCCCCAGCUGUUAGUUCUGGCCUGGAUUCCUUUUUCACAGCCGCCUUCUCCAGUCUACCAUUGGAACUGGAUCCAUUGCCCACUGGGAGUGGGGGGGUGGGAACAGGCAUCAUUCUUUGCUUUAGUUUUGUUUUUCAUUGAAGGCGGCACCUCACAGACUCUUGUGAUGAGUUCACCGCUGCGGAGCUCUCCCCAGAACCAAGAACGUGGAUUGAUGCUGCUUAAGACGUUGCAGACAGCUGUGUGCACCCAGUCUGACGUGACGUGACAUGACAGAUGCUGCUGUGGGGUGGGCAUACCCCAGUCAGGCUGGGCUUUGUGUGUAACCAGAGUGGGGGUGGGAUGCAUUCGGGGGUGGGAAGGAGGUCACUCUUGGAGUCAGUGACUGACCCUGCUCUUAUCAUGGGUGUUGGAAGGAGGAACUCGGGGCCCUCUCCAGAGUGACUCAGAACGGUGGGAGUGAGAAUCCAUCACUUCCUGGCCCCUGUGGCCCUUUCUCAUGUCUUUAUCCAUUUCAAGGGACUGGCUUGGCUUUGUGCACUGGUACCCGUCCUCUGCAACAGCUCGGGGCUGGAGCUUGGACAUCUUAAACCAGGUGGGGGUCGUGACAGUAGAGGGAAGGGACAGAAUCCCUUAGCAGAGCCUUCAUUCACCCCUUAAGCCAGCGAGAAGGGAAGAAAUGGGAGCAGUGACAGUAUUUCCCAGUGGGCGGGGCUCAGGCAUCCAUAACCCAAACCCUCUGGCCCCAUUUCUCUCUUGUCACUGGUAGUCAGGCUGCUCAGGCCCUGACGCAGCACAUCGUGCCUGGAAGCGGAACGGUUUGCGGAGGCGGAAUAGCUCUGGGGGUCGGGGUUCUGACUUCCCUUCAGCUGCUGACUUGCUCUGACCUUGGGGCACAUCGCUGCACCUGGAGAACGGGGGUGCCCGUCUUAACUCCUCUUGUCAGACAUUGGGAAAUGGAAGGGUCAGGCACUCUGGGCUGAGCUUGGCGCCAGGCAGAGCUACACGUGGAUGCACUUGGCUGCCUGGAGUGUUCCGAGCAGGGACAGACCUGCCAGCGUUCCAGGCAUCUGCGCUCGCUCCGAGGCGCAGAAAAUAGCUGCGUUGAAUGAACUUCUGUAUCUUCGAAUCAGGAGCUUGUAUAAGCACUCAGCCCGUAGAUUUCUGGGGAGCCAAGGCCCAAGCGACUCCUAAACUCUCAGUGUUUGAACGUCUGGGAGCUGUCCCCCUAGUCAGUAGAUGUCUAAGAAGCCCAAGAAGGGAGAGGGGAGUUGAAUGAUUUGCAGCUCAAAUGCAUAGCGAUCACUGCAAACAUUCUUUAAAGGGUUAGGGUCAUGGGGCAGCAUGAAGGAGUAACCUCCAGCAGGGAGGGAUUUCUCAGAACACUCCCAGUGAGUCAGGGGCAGCCAAAGCAGAGCCGGCUGGUCAAAUGUAAGGCAGGAGAGAUUCUGAACUUCAGCUCCAUCGUCAUUAAUAUGGAGUCAAGGCCCAUGGAGGCUGGAGGUCCCUAGUGCCAGGCUUUUCCUUGUUGCAAGCAGCCAGGCCGUGCAGAUUAAACUGGAACAUUUCAGGCUGGGACCUGUAGUCUGUGCGAACGGCAGCUGCAUCCCGAAGAUGAGGCCUGUGGCCAGCUGCUCAAUAUAAUGUAAAUGGUGCAGCCCCGGGAUCUUGGAGAGGUGGCAGGGUGACCUUUGCUUGGACAAAAUGGGAACACUCCUCCCUUUAAAGGCCGGAGGAGAGGGCGAGGUUUAAUUCGCUGCCUGUCUUUUACUGGUAAGUUGCCUUGAAUCUGCAGUGUCCAGAGUAAGGACUAGAAUGGCCCAAGGAGAAAAUUUCCAUAUGGCGCUUGUAGAGCUGAAGAGCUAUUUCCUGCUCUGUCUUCCUUGACUUCAUGGAUGAAUGUAGGUCGCAAUUAGUGCUGGAGACCCCUGGGGUAGUGCUUGAGACAGGACUAUACCUGUUUGGGGGGAGGGAGGGAGCGUAAAGGCAGGUUUUGCUGCAUUUGGGUCGUUAAGGCGAAGGUGUUAACUCUUCUCUUGGCUGUUUGGAAGAUACCUCACAAAUCAACACUAAUAACAUUCAUGCUUCCUGUCCGCUUGAGGCUGACUGGAGUGAGACCCUCAAAUCUGAUGUGAUCAUUGUAUGCUUGAUCCAUUCUGAGCCCAUUGUUUUUAUUAGGUUAUCCCUUGUCCCAUUAGAUCAUUCACAACCCACCACGAUUUGCUGCAAGUGGGAACAAAAGCAUGAUUCCAGGUGACUGACAAUCUGUGCACAAAAGCAUGUAUACCCAGCUGGGAGGCUAUCACCUGCUCUUUCACCCCAUUAAUGUAACCCCAUCAGUGCCAAGGGCCAUGCAGAGCAUGACCUUUAUAAGGGGUCUGGCUGGGUAGCCCACUGUGGUUGUAUGUCCUGUCAGUGGCACCCAGAGGCAUCUCAGAACUAAGCCUAAAGAGAAUUUUGGAGGCUAGUGAAGUCUCUCUCUUUGGAGGCAUGGGAAAUGUGCUUCCCAUUCUUUGAGUUUUCCACAAAACUGAACAGACGCAAAAUGGCUUUGCUUGCUACCAGGGAACUAGGAGCAUGGAUUGGUGCCUCUUCCAAGCAAACCAAGAAUUUCUCUGCAGUAGACAGAAGGGAAGAGGGGACUAGCUCUCAUGUCUUUUCCCCCGUUAGAGUGGAGGGUAGAUAUAGUGUCUUUUCCCGGCAUGUUUUCACUAAGCUGUGAUGACAAGUGGACAUGGUGUUCACAAUGGGUCCUUUCUUUUCAAAUAGAGGUGUGUUGGCUUAUAAUGUGAAUACUAAAUUGACCUUCUUGCCAGGUGAAGCAAAGAGAUUUAAGUUGUUUUCAGUUCCCAUUCAUGAAAUCCUAACAUGGUGUUACGUGCCAUAAAGUAGUAGCAAAAGGCAGUACUGGCCAGACCAGUGUUAAGGUUGGUGCAAAGCAACCAUAAACCCAAUGGGGAGGGGUUUGUUGCAUCCAGAUUGAGGAGCUUGGCCCUCAGGGGUUCCAGUCAGUUUGAAAAGUAUUUUGGUUUUUCUUCUUUACACAGAAGGAAACAAAAUUCAAAUGUGAAAGCUUUGUCCACAUCCUUUUAAGAGUUGCACUUGGGAAGUCCUUCAUGUAGGCCUAACGCUAAAGUAUGGAUUAUUUUGAGUUCUGCUGUGGUGGGUGGAUUUAACUGUCUUUGGUUUUACAGAAGCUGGGGAAAUCAAAUCUGGGGGAGAUGUUCCCUUCCCACAGGCACACACCCUUGGUCCCAAAAUAAGGGACCACAAAAUCAGCCAUUAGCAAUAGAAUGGCAGUGGGGUCGGACAGUCCCACAGCCAUAAACUUCAAUGUGGUGUUCAUGUCAUCGUGAUGCAGCAGCGCCUACUAAGCCACCCUGUGAAU
Molecule: messenger RNA, 9824 nt
Organism: Pelodiscus sinensis (Chinese soft-shelled turtle)
Lineage: Eukaryota; Metazoa; Chordata; Testudines; Trionychidae
Gene: CHD2
Product: chromodomain helicase DNA binding protein 2
Biological process (GO): nucleosome organization
Cellular component (GO): chromatin; nucleus
Molecular function (GO): protein dimerization activity; ATP binding; histone binding
Source: RefSeq, a predicted model, not a curated record